Messenger RNA from Rhipicephalus microplus (southern cattle tick), 1793 nucleotides. RefSeq lists its product as uncharacterized. The record is from RefSeq and is a predicted model, not a curated record. NCBI's taxonomy places the organism in Eukaryota, Metazoa, Arthropoda, Arachnida, Ixodida, Ixodidae.
CGAUAAUCAACGCCACUAUCUUCGGGGGAGGCACCGCAUAUAAGCAUUUUCCCGGAGAGGCUUGCUUGGGGCACGACACCGGUUCCGGAAUGGAGCGCUUACCCUGUCUGCUCUUACAGGUUAGUUAUUUAGACCGCUCUUGCUGUCCCCGCAGCAGCAAUCGUUGCUUUCUUAUGGUGUCGUGCCCAAGUGAACUGUUCCUUAUGUUUGAACGCUGUAAGAAUUGGUUUCGCAUGUAUACCAAUAGCCUGCUUUUAUUGCUAUCCGGUGACGUUGAAUCUAAUCCCGGUCCUAACACAAACGAAGUUCUAACUACCGUCCUGGCCACUGUCCAGAGGAUAGAUUCCAGACAAGAAGAAAUACUGAAAGAUCUGCGCGCCCUGAAACUUUGGCAGACAUCUGUUGAUGACGAACUAAAGCAGAUAUCCUCCCGGAUGCAUGCCGUGGAGGUGGACGUUAUGGCUUUAAAGCAAAAUGAUGGUUCAUCGACUUCCUUGUCACAAACUUCCGGCGUCAACAUAUGCGAAAAAAUAAAGGCUAUUGAAUCGCGAUGUGAAGAUGCCGAGAACAGGUUACGACGUUCUAACCUGCUUUUCUUUGGCCUACCUGACGAACCGUCUGAGUCCUGGUUCUCAUCCGAACAGAAAGUUAUUCAAUUAUGUUCGCAGCACCUGGGCAUAACACUUCAAUCCUCGCAAGUUGAAAGAGCCCACAGGCUUGGAAGAUACAACUCUGAUAAGUGCAGACCGAUCAUCACAAAAUUCGCUUUCUUUAAAGACAAGCACAGCAUCAUGGAAAUGGGCCACAAACUGAAGGGCACGCACUUUGCCAUCCGUGAGGAUUUUGCUCCGCAAACACGGUUUGCUAGGAAAAAGUUGUUAGAAUUUGGAAAAGCUAAAAACGUGCCUUUCAAGCUUGCAGUCGAUAAACUGCGAAUCGAUAACGUUACUUACGUGUACGACGCAAUCAAUGACAAAAUAACACCUGCAUCGCAAUAGCUCGCGCGUAGGUCGGCUACGCACACACUUGCAAACAAUUUCCUGCCACAUGCUGAUCCCAUUCAGUACAAGAACUUCACUUUAUCAUACACCAACAUACGCAGUAUUAUUUCAAAGCGUACUGAGUUGUGCUCUUAUCUUGAAAACAGCAACUGCGAUAUCUUGCUGCUUACGGAAACUUGGCUAAACCCUAAUAUCUCAGAUAGUGAAGUUUUGCUUGACUCACCUGAUUUCCAUAUUUUCAGAAAAGAUAGGAUAGGUAGAGCUGGUGGGGGGGUACUUAUUGCCAUAAAAAGUCAUAUCACAUCUUUUGUGAUUGACAUUCCGUCACGGUUGGAAAUUGUUUGGGUGUGCUCCUCAUCACAUGCAUCCAAAACAAUUUUCGGAGUAUGUUACAGGCCGCCAGAUUGCUCGGAAAGUUUUGUUACAGAUUUGCACGACAACUUGACAAAUUUGCGCUCUAAGUUUCCUAAAGCUGACGUUUUCCUCUUGGGCGAUUUCAACUAUCCUGAAAUUGACUGGUCCAAUCUAACUUCCCUUUCACGCAAUUCCAGAGAGUUCCUCGAUCUAACCCUUGACUUCUCUUUUGUUCAAUUAAUUGACCAACCCACGCGCCAACACAACAUUCUUGACCUGCUUCUAUCGUCAGCUCCUGAAAAAGCUACAUCAACCUUAUAUCUAGAUGGUCUCAGUGACCACCGUCUCAUUCAGGUAUCUAUUAGCUUACCUGCAUCCAAGCCUUAUGUCUCUCCAAGGCCAAUACUUGAUUAUAAAAGAGGUGAUUAUCAAUCCAUA